Molecule: messenger RNA, 1242 nt
Organism: Hippocampus comes (tiger tail seahorse)
Lineage: Eukaryota; Metazoa; Chordata; Actinopteri; Syngnathiformes; Syngnathidae
Product: coiled-coil domain-containing protein 94-like
Exons: 8
Coding region: 171-1157 (328 amino acids)
Biological process (GO): mRNA splicing, via spliceosome
Cellular component (GO): U2-type catalytic step 1 spliceosome
Source: RefSeq, a predicted model, not a curated record
CAAUGAGAAGAAUGGCCUGUAGGAGGCAGAAAAACGACACAGAUGCAUCCACCCGGCCUGACGCGUGAGGAAGAAGAAGAAGAACCGGAAGUUUAUUUUAAACGUAACAGAUUUACUUCAGUACAGUGGGAGUUGUCCUUGUUCAAUUUGUCUGUGGAGCGACUGUAAGCAUGUCAGAAAGAAAAGUAUUGAAUAAAUAUUACCCUCCGGACUUUGAUCCGGCCAAAAUCCCGAAACUUAAACUUCCCAAAGAUCGACAGUAUGUGGUCAGAUUGAUGGCACCAUUCAACAUGAGGUGUAAAACCUGCGGCGAGUACAUCUACAAGGGAAAGAAGUUCAAUGCACGUAAAGAGACAGUCCAGAACCAACUGUACAUGGGACUCCCCAUCUUCCGCUUUUACAUCAAGUGUACUCGGUGCCUGGCGGAGAUUACCUUCAAGGUGAGUUCAAGCAGGAACGUGGCCAUGGACGUUACAGACUUUGAGGGGAUGCUCGGCCAGUACCGAGAACUGGAGAAGAGAGAAAGGGAGCGUGAGAAAGAAGAAGACGAGCGGGAGACCAAAGACAUGUUGGAGCGAGCGCUGGUGAAAAGACUGCGAGACUCUGACUCUGACAACGAAGAGGACGGCGGCAGCAACAGCCGAGAUGUUUCGUCGGAAAAGUCCUCCAAUGCAGACAAUCCAACGGACAUCCUCACGGCCGGCAAACCCGCAGAAACACACGUAUCGCUGGUGAAAAGACUGCGAGACUCUGACUCUGACAACGAAGAGGACGGCAGCAGCAACAGCCGGGACAUCUCGUCACUAAAGUCCUCCAACGCAGACAAUCCAACGGACAUCCUCACAGCCGACAAACCCGUAGAAACACACGGGACCGUCACGGCGAAAAAGGCCAAGAUGGAGAGCUGGGAGAAGAGUGUGGGCACGCUGGGUGCAGGUGGCGCUCUCGGAUCACUCGUCGUACGCAAGAAAACGGCAGUCAAGACCACUGCCGCGAGCUCACGAACAGUUAACGGUCCAGGCUUUAUUAACAAAAAGUCGCCCCCAGUUAGCGGCACGGCUAACCUUUCAACUCCUUGUACGGCUGCCCCGAAUGGAUCGUCGUCGCUCAGCCUGCUCGGUGCUUAUUCAGACAGUGAGAGCAGUGACAGCGAAUGAGGGUGAACAUGCAUCUGUGCACCUGUGACACAAUGCCAUUCAUUAAAUAUGUUUUAGUGUUGAAAUAAAUCAUCUUUGACUGUAA